Molecule: messenger RNA, 4014 nt
Organism: Suricata suricatta (meerkat)
Lineage: Eukaryota; Metazoa; Chordata; Mammalia; Carnivora; Herpestidae
Gene: KCNMA1
Product: potassium calcium-activated channel subfamily M alpha 1
Exons: 31
Coding region: 1-3270 (1089 amino acids)
Biological process (GO): transmembrane transport; potassium ion transport
Cellular component (GO): postsynaptic membrane
Molecular function (GO): large conductance calcium-activated potassium channel activity
Source: RefSeq, a predicted model, not a curated record
AUGACACCAGAGGCCCAGAAGAUUAACAAUGGCUCGAGCCAGGCAGAUGGCACCCUCAAGCCAGUGGACGAAAAAGAGGAGGCAGUGGCAGCCGAGGUCGGCUGGAUGACUUCUGUGAAGGACUGGGCGGGGGUGAUGAUAUCUGCCCAGACACUGACCGGCAGAGUCCUGGUUGUGUUAGUCUUUGCUCUCAGCAUUGGUGCACUUGUAAUAUACUUCAUAGAUUCGUCAAACCCAAUAGAAUCCUGCCAGAAUUUCUACAAAGAUUUCACAUUACAGAUCGACAUGGCUUUCAACGUGUUCUUCCUCCUCUACUUUGGCUUGAGGUUUAUUGCAGCCAACGAUAAGCUGUGGUUCUGGCUGGAAGUGAACUCUGUGGUAGAUUUCUUCACGGUCCCCCCAGUGUUUGUGUCUGUGUACUUAAACAGAAGUUGGCUUGGUUUGAGAUUUUUAAGAGCUCUCAGACUGAUACAGUUUUCAGAAAUUUUGCAGUUUCUGAAUAUCCUUAAAACAAGUAAUUCCAUCAAGCUGGUGAAUCUGCUCUCCAUAUUUAUCAGCACAUGGCUAACAGCAGCUGGGUUCAUCCAUUUGGUGGAGAAUUCAGGGGACCCAUGGGAAAAUUUCCAAAACAACCAGGCUCUUACAUACUGGGAAUGCGUCUAUUUACUCAUGGUCACAAUGUCCACUGUUGGCUAUGGGGAUGUUUACGCAAAAACCACGCUCGGGCGCCUCUUCAUGGUCUUCUUCAUCCUCGGGGGACUGGCCAUGUUUGCCAGCUACGUCCCUGAAAUCAUAGAAUUAAUAGGAAACCGCAAGAAAUACGGGGGCUCCUAUAGUGCGGUUAGUGGAAGAAAGCACAUUGUGGUCUGUGGACACAUCACUCUGGAGAGUGUUUCCAACUUCCUGAAGGACUUCCUGCACAAGGACCGGGACGAUGUCAACGUGGAGAUUGUCUUUCUUCACAACAUUUCCCCUAACUUGGAGCUAGAAGCUCUGUUCAAACGACAUUUUACUCAGGUGGAAUUUUAUCAGGGUUCAGUCCUCAAUCCACAUGAUCUUGCAAGAGUCAAGAUAGAGUCAGCAGAUGCGUGCCUAAUCCUUGCCAAUAAGUACUGCGCUGACCCUGAUGCUGAAGACGCCUCCAACAUCAUGAGAGUAAUCUCCAUAAAGAACUACCAUCCGAAGAUAAGAAUCAUCACUCAGAUGCUGCAGUAUCACAACAAGGCCCAUCUGCUAAACAUCCCAAGCUGGAACUGGAAAGAGGGGGAUGAUGCAAUCUGCCUUGCAGAGCUGAAGCUGGGGUUCAUAGCCCAGAGCUGCCUGGCUCAAGGCCUCUCCACCAUGCUCGCCAACCUCUUCUCCAUGAGGUCAUUCAUAAAGAUUGAGGAAGACACGUGGCAAAAAUACUACUUGGAAGGAGUCUCAAAUGAAAUGUACACAGAAUAUCUCUCCAGUGCCUUUGUGGGUCUGUCCUUCCCUACUGUUUGUGAGCUGUGUUUUGUGAAGCUCAAGCUCCUAAUGAUAGCCAUUGAGUACAAGUCCGCCAACCGAGAGAGCCGAAGCCGAAAGCGUAUAUUAAUUAAUCCUGGAAACCAUCUUAAGAUCCAAGAAGGUACUUUAGGAUUUUUCAUUGCAAGUGAUGCCAAAGAAGUUAAAAGGGCAUUUUUUUACUGUAAGGCCUGUCAUGAUGACAUCACAGAUCCCAAAAGAAUAAAAAAAUGUGGCUGCAAACGGCUGAUAUAUUUUGAAGAUGAGCCACCAUCAACACUGUCCCCCAAAAAAAAGCAGCGGAACGGAGGCAUGCGGAACUCGCCAAGCACCUCACCCAAGCUGAUGAGGCAUGACCCCUUGUUAAUUCCUGGCAAUGAUCAGAUUGACAACAUGGACUCUAACGUGAAGAAGUAUGACUCUACUGGCAUGUUUCACUGGUGCGCACCCAAGGAGAUAGAGAAAGUCAUCCUGACUCGAAGUGAAGCCGCCAUGACCGUCCUGAGCGGCCACGUCGUGGUCUGCAUCUUUGGUGAUGUCAGCUCAGCCCUGAUUGGCCUCCGGAACCUGGUGAUGCCACUCCGUGCCAGCAACUUUCAUUACCACGAGCUCAAGCACAUCGUGUUUGUGGGCUCCAUUGAGUACCUCAAGCGGGAAUGGGAGACGCUUCAUAACUUUCCCAAAGUGUCCAUAUUGCCUGGUACGCCAUUAAGUCGGGCUGAUUUAAGGGCCGUCAACAUCAACCUCUGUGACAUGUGCGUUAUCCUGUCAGCCAAUCAGAAUAAUAUUGAUGAUACUUCGCUGCAGGACAAGGAAUGCAUCUUGGCGUCACUCAACAUCAAAUCUAUGCAGUUUGAUGACAGCAUUGGGGUCUUGCAGGCUAAUUCCCAAGGGUUCACACCUCCAGGAAUGGACAGAUCCUCCCCAGAUAACAGCCCAGUGCACGGGAUGUUACGCCAGCCAUCCAUCACGACUGGGGUCAACAUCCCCAUCAUCACUGAACUAGCUAAACCUGGCAAGUUGCCUUUGGUAUCAGUCAAUCAGGAAAAAAACAGUGGGACGCACAUUCUAAUGAUAACCGAACUGGUGAACGAUACUAAUGUUCAGUUUUUGGACCAAGACGACGAUGACGAUCCUGACACAGAACUGUACCUCACGCAGCCGUUUGCAUGCGGGACGGCAUUUGCAGUCAGUGUCCUGGACUCGCUCAUGAGUGCGACAUACUUCAAUGACAAUAUCCUUACACUCAUCCGGACCCUGGUGACUGGAGGAGCCACGCCGGAGCUCGAGGCUCUGAUUGCCGAGGAGAAUGCACUUCGAGGAGGCUAUAGCACCCCCCAGACGCUGGCCAACAGGGACCGUUGCCGUGUGGCCCAGUUAGCGCUGCUGGAUGGGCCCUUUGCGGACCUGGGGGAUGGCGGUUGUUAUGGUGAUCUGUUCUGCAAAGCUCUGAAAACAUAUAAUAUGCUUUGUUUUGGAAUUUACCGGCUGAGAGACGCUCACCUCAGCACCCCCAGCCAAUGCACGAAGAGGUACGUCAUCACCAACCCCCCGUACGAGUUUGAGCUCGUGCCGACAGACCUGAUCUUCUGCUUGAUGCAGUUUGACCACAACGCCGGCCAGUCCCGGGCCAGCCUCUCCCAUUCCUCCCACUCAUCCCAGUCAUCCAGCAAGAAGAGCUCCUCCGUGCACUCCAUCCCGUCCACCGCAAACCGACCCAACCGACCCAAGUCCCGGGAGUCCCGAGACAAACAGAACAGAAAAGAAACGGUUUACAGAUGAACCGGAUAAUGCCUAUCCCAGAAACAUUCACAUCAAGCCCAUGAGUACCCACAUGGCUAACCAGAUCAACCGAUAUAAAUCCACAAGCAGCUUGAUCCCACCAAUCAGAGAAGUUGAAGAUGAAUGUUGACUUCCAGGAGACCAGAACUCUUUUUUUAAAGCCUGACAAACUUCAUAAAUGGUGAUGUGACUUUUCUUCCUCUUACAUGCUGAAUCACUGGUGGAAACGUUUAGGAUAAGCGAGAAUUGCAAGAAAAAAUAAAGUAGACAGAUCUUUCUCUUUGUCUGCCUUGAAUAUUGCUUCCAUGUAUUUUGGAAAAGAAAAUGAUUUCAUUUAUAAAUGAACAUACUAAAAUAGUCAUGUAUAGCCUCUAGCAUUUUAAAUUAUUUUUAUUUAUUAGAAAGAAAAUAUAUUUUUUCUUUUUCUUUUUAUUUCAUUGUCAAAUAUCUUCCCUGUAUCUAAACAAUGCAAAAUCAAAAUAAGUAAGUGGCCAGACUCCUUAAUACAUAUUUCUCUUCCUUCUCUCUUUUUCUUUGAGGAGAAUGAAGGUCACCACCACAAUUGAUCGCAAUGAAGGGAAAUGGAUUGCUAAAACAAUUUAAAAACGGUCCAAUGAUGUAAACAUGUACUUUAGUAAAUUCAUAGAAGAAGACAAAAGGGGGCAGGUGAAUUUCCUGGAUGGGUGUGUAUUUUAGCUGCACUGACACCAGCUCUUAAUAAAUGGAAACUUAUUUAUUUUCACA